UAAGAGCUACAAAUUUCUCAAAGCAAAAAUACUAAGAACUACAAAUUUCCUACCGUGUAUUCUGUGGGACCCUGCUGCCAGGCAGUCAUUUAGUGCUGGCUCUAACUCCCUUCGUCCACCGAGGCGCCGUUGCUGCGACGAACGCCCAAAAGACGGGGACGCUGCCUUGGAGCUCGCCUUCUCUCACGAAGAGAUCGAGAUAGAUGAUAGCUUCGUCUCGAGUUCUGCUUUCUCUUUUUACCGUGCUCCUGCUUCUCUCUUUUACCUUUUCGGAAUCGUUUGAUACGGCGUAAAUGCCAUAUUAUUCAUGGGAAAGAAGGGAGGAAGCUCGUGGUUGACGGCGGUGAAAAGGGCCUUCAGAUCUCCCUCCAAGGACUCGGACAAGAAGUCCUCCAAGCAACGAGAGGAACAAGACCAGGAUGAGGAGGAGAAGCAUAAGAGGGAGAAGAGGAGAUGGAUCUUUCGGAAGUCUUCGGCCCACGAGCAACAGCAGCAGCAGCAGGCGCAGCUGGGGAGGGCGGCGCCGGCGGCAGCGGUGACACCGGAGCAGAGGCGCGCCAUCGCACUGGCCAUGGCCACCGCGGCAACGGCGGAAGCGGCGGCGGCGACGGCGCAGGCCGCGGCGGAGGUGGUCCGGCUUACGAGGCCUUCUUCGGCCAGCUCCGUCCGGGAGCACGACGCCGCCAUCGUUAUCCAGACGGCCUUUCGAGGAUACCUGGCGAGGAGGGCGCUGAGGGCUCUGAGAGGGCUGGUGAAGCUCCAGGCUCUGGUGAGGGGGCACAACGUCCGGAAGCAAGCGAACAUGACGCUGAGAUGCAUGCAGGCCCUGGUGAGGGUCCAAGCCCAGCUGAGAGACCAGCGGGUUCGGCUCGCCCAGGAGGCGACCGGGUGCAGCAGCAACAAGUCCUCCGUCAGCUGCGACACCUCCUUCUGGGACCCCAAAUACCUCCAAGAGCUCGAACAGAGAAGAUCCAUGUCGAGAGAAGGGAGUAGUUAUGCGGACGACUGGGACGACCGGCCACGGACUAUUGAGGAUAUCCAAGCUAUGGUGCAGUGCAGGAAGGAGGCUGCUUUGAAACGAGAGCGAGCCCUCUCAUAUGCUUUCUCUCAUCAGUUCUGGAGACCCGAUAGAAACCUCUCCCCGUCGCUCGAGGAAGAAGAGGAAGUGGCCUCAAGAGGAGAUCAGAGGCCACCGAGGUGGACGGACCGUUGGAUUGCCUCGAGGUCAUCUUUUGAUAAUAGAGCCAGCAGCAGGGGAAGAGCCUCCACCGACCAGAUAGACCCCAUCAAGACCCUGGAGAUCGACCAAGCUCGGCCCUUCUCUUAUACCACCACCACAACGAACCACCGAAGGCCGCCCCAACCCAGCUCGCACCAGCUAUCCUGCCCGCUUGGCCGCUCCCACCACUCCCCUGUCACGCCGUCACCCUCCAAGUCGCGGCCGCUGCAAGUGCGCUCCGCAAGCCCUCGCUGUGGGAGGGAGGAGGGGAGCUGCUCCGCCUACUACCACCACGGAGCGUCGCGCCACCACCGGGCGGCGGUGCCGAACUACAUGGCGGCGACGGAGUCGGCCAAGGCCCGGGCGCGGUCGCAGAGUGCGCCGAGGCAGAGGCCGGCGACGCCGGAGCUGGAGCGGGGGGCGGGAUCCGUGAAGAAGCGGCUUUCCUUCCCGGUGCCGGAGGCGUACGGUUAUGGCGGGUACUCGCAGAGCCUGAGGAGUCCAAGCUUCAAGAGUGCGGCCGGGCGACUCGGGGCGGAGCAGAGGUCGAUCGUGUCCUCGUCCUGCAACGAUAGCUUCGGCGGCGAGGUGUCGCCGUCGUCGACGACGGAGCUCCGGCGGUGGCUCAGGUGAGAGAGAAUCGACGCGAGUGUGUCGCUCCGUCGAUGGGGGGAAGACUCGUACUUUGUCGGUGGGCUUGGUGGUGCUGUUGAGCUUCUUUUGCCGUACUUUUCUAAGUCAUUUGUUGGUGAGUUUCGGGUUAGGGAACAGCGAUUGGCAUUGAUUUGGGCUGCUGCUUCUCUUUAUGAUCGGAUAACUUGUAGGAUUUGGUCAUACGGUGGACUUUUUGACUAGAUGGAUUGGGGUUGACAAACUGGAGCUGUAAGUAAAAUUGUUGUGGCUCAUGCGUGAGUUGGUUUUAUCCAUUUGAGUCAUGGGUGAUGGCCCUGGACCUGGUCCAAGACCCAAAUUUCAUUCAUUUGGUGGACCGGUUCACUUGGAUUGUGUUUUUCUUUUGCCUCUGUUUAUUGUUCUUUCCCUUGUUCACAUUUGAGUACUCGAGUGUUGUUGGGAAAAUGUAGACAAGUUUAACUCA
Molecule: messenger RNA, 2315 nt
Organism: Phoenix dactylifera (date palm)
Lineage: Eukaryota; Viridiplantae; Streptophyta; Magnoliopsida; Arecales; Arecaceae
Product: protein IQ-DOMAIN 18-like
Molecular function (GO): protein binding
Source: RefSeq, a predicted model, not a curated record